AUGUUCUCGACAUCACAGUAUCCAGGGAACGACUCCUCUCCUAAAGAGACUCCUCAACUGCGCGCAAAUACUCUCCGUUGCAACCUGGUCUACACCAGAUCUCCUUCUACCACGAAGGAAGAAGCUUUGAGGACGGAUUUAUUUUACCCCCUUCAAAUUUACAAUCACAAUACAAUAAAUACAGAACAGAAAAAUACGGAUCACAGGAACACGAACACGGGAAAGACGCGGGAUCACCAGAAACAGAUCACGGGAACAGACAGGGAUCACAGCAGGGAAAGAACCCGGGAUCACGGGAAACAAAAACCCGGGGAACGAGCGGGAUCACAGGAAACACAAAACACGGAACAGAGCGGAUCAUGGAAAAAAAAACACGGGAACAAAAGCGGACAUAGGAAAAAACCAAAACACGGAAAGACGCGGGAUCACGGGAACACAAAACGGGGAACAGACACGGAUACGGGAAAACAAGAACAGGGAAACAGACCGGUCACGGGGAACCAGAACAGGGAAACAGCAGGGGAUCACGGAACCAGAACACGGGAACAGCCCGGGGAUCACAGAAACGGGAACAGACACGGGUCGCGGAACACAGAAACGGGAACAGACAGGGAUCACAGGAAAACAAACACGGGAACAGACCGGGAUCACAGGAACAAGAACACGGGAACAACACGGGAUCACAGGAACACAGAAACCGGAUCCGCUUCAUUUCGUUGA
Penaeus monodon (black tiger shrimp) is the source of this 720-nucleotide messenger RNA. RefSeq names its product translation initiation factor IF-2-like. Lineage: Eukaryota; Metazoa; Arthropoda; Malacostraca; Decapoda; Penaeidae. The record is from RefSeq and is a predicted model, not a curated record. The coding region runs from base 1 to 720 and encodes 239 amino acids. The transcript has 3 exons.